AUGGUUAUCGCAGACCAUCAGCUAUCAGCAAUCCAUGAGCUGGAACCAGCCACUGAGCAACCUCUUUGCGAGGCCUGGAAUGAUGACUCUCCACCGCCACCACCGCCCCGUCCUCCGCGCCGCACCUUGACUGGAAGCUGUGGAGGGUUUUGGGACAAGUUUCGUUGCUCUUUUGCCUCUGAUGCACGUGUCAACUCGGAGGAAGAAACUGGUGUGCAAUCCUUCACCAGCCGUACAGAGAUCGCCCCGGAAAGCUCACCUGACUCCACAGUGGGCUCCGAUGCUCGUUCCGUACGCAGCAAUGGGCGGUUGGGCCUCGCCGAUCGCGUGGUGAGAAAGCAUCAAAAGAAUUACUUGCAAGCGAGGCUGCAUGUGGUUACAUUUCUCGAGAGCAAUGGCUUCAAAGAGAUUGAUGUAAAUUGCAAGAAAUCAAAAUCAUUUGGCCUUAUCCGUACCUAUCCUCUCCAUGAGGCCACUAAACAGGAGAACGCGUACGUGGUCUUUUGGCUCCUCUACUUGGGAGCCGAUCCGUUCUUGAAAGACUCCUCAGGCCGUACUGCGAUUGAUUAUGUCAACCCUUUGACAACCGAUCCGCAGGUGAUCCGGGUUUUCCAGAACCUACAUAUACAGCGGCAAUUUCAGAGGAUCUGGCCGCCACCAGGCUUAGAUGACCUUCUCCUGGAGCGGCAGAUAGAUCCUUUGGCAAAUUCGGACGGUCGAUGA
Cladocopium goreaui is the source of this 723-nucleotide messenger RNA. The record is from the annotation of a GenBank genome assembly. Lineage: Eukaryota; Dinophyceae; Suessiales; Symbiodiniaceae.